Molecule: messenger RNA, 4194 nt
Organism: Helobdella robusta
Lineage: Eukaryota; Metazoa; Annelida; Clitellata; Rhynchobdellida; Glossiphoniidae
Exons: 4
Coding region: 1-4194 (1397 amino acids)
Source: RefSeq, a predicted model, not a curated record
AUGGAAAAUACAAACACGUCGAUUAUUCAUACUGCUGCAGCUGCUACUAAUGCUGCUACUACAACUACUGCUACCACAGCUGCUACUAAUGCUGCUACUACAACUACUGCUACCACAGCUGCUACUAAUGCUGCUACUACAACUACUGCUACCACAGCUGCUACUAAUGCUGCUACUACAACUACUGCUACCACAGCUGCUGCUAAUGCUGCAACUACAACUACUGCUACCACAGCUGCUACUACGACUUCUGCUAAUACUUCAGCUGUUACUAAUAAUUUGCUUUCUUCUUCUACUACGUGUAGUAGUAAUUUUACUAGACCAGGCUCAGAUUUCUCUAGCAACAUCUGUGACCGUCUACGUGAUGAUGAUGACUUGGGUGACGAAGGUAAUGGUGUUCAUUCCAAUAAGAACGAUAUCUCUAACCUUAAUAAAAACUCUUGUAAUAGUAAUAAUGUUAAUAAUGAUGAUGAUGAUGACAACAUUGAUAACACUGUCGCCACAAACAACAACAACUAUGCUAACGACGACGAUAACAUUAACAGUAACGUUGAAACAAAUGACAGCAACAAAAAUGAUAACUCACCCUAUGGUGUCAACAAGUAUCCAAAUGUUGACAACGACUCUGUUCAUAAAACAACUACUAACAACACCAGCAACAACAAAGGAAACAACAAUAUUGAUGACAUUAAUAGCACAGCUAGUAAAGAUGUCAACAACCGCAACAAAUCAAAAAUUCCAAUUAGGUUGAGCAAAUUAAUUGCAACAACAACAACAACCAUAACAACAACAGAAACCAUAACAACUUUAACAAGUCCAACAACAAAACCGACGAAAACAGUAACUGUGACCUUGAUUCCCAUCCCUGGAGUUCGAAGGUCAUCUUUAACGUCACAUGACCGGAAAUUGACCGGCAUACUUAAGCAGCCUUUGUCAGCAACUUCAUUGACAACAUCAGUUCAACAGCAAAAUGAAAACAACAUAUCUAAUACAGCAUCGACAACCCCAACAACACCAACAACGAACAACAACCAAAUAGAACUCGAUAGUGUAGAUAAGGAACUACAAAAUGGAGAACUCUUAAAAACUACACCGACAAACGACAAUGAAUACUCGGGCUAUAAUAUUGACAACACAAUUGGAUUACAACGGAAUAUUUUUGAUGAUCCAAACCAAAACCACACCCACGGCAGAAGCAAUCUGACCUCUAAAUUAGAAUUUAUAAGCAGUAGCAGCAUCUAUGGGAUAAAAGGUCACACUUUUCACAACAACAACAGCAGCAGCAACAACAACAAUCACAAACGCAACCAAAUUCAGUUGCACCGGAAAUUGAGCGACUAUUCACCAUCUGAAAAGUCAUCAAUUAAAACUAGCACAGGGAUGACAUCAUCAACAACAUCAACAACAACAACAUCAACAAAAACAUCAUCCUCAUCAACAACAAAUAACACCACAACAAUGGCAUCACCUCCUGAUUUAAUCAGCAACGUUCCAGAAAUGAAACAUCGGCGAAAAGCCAAAAUAGUUGGCCCCACAAACAUUCCAGUGCUACAAAAUGUUGAAGCAAUUAACAAAACCCAUAAAUUGAGCAAAAACAUUCACAACAAAACCAACAUUUUCAACAAUUUUUAUGCAUACAAUGCUGAAAAUAACGCCUCAAAAAUACCAAAAUUGUUAAGUAGCACAGCUGAAAAGACAUUUAUAACAUCAACUGUAGCAACAACAACAGCAACGACAACAACAACUACUACUACUAUUACCACUUCAACAAGUUUUUCCAACAAAUUCGGCAAAAGUCCCAUUGGAAUAGCAACUAAAACCAAACCUAACAGACCGUUCAUCGACAAGAGGGAGAACAUUUCAAAACAAGCCAAAACAUCAUCACCGACAAAAUCACGAAAACAACCGACACCAAUCCUACUGGACAGUUCCGGAUACUCAUCGUCACAUGACCAUGACGUCACACAUGAUCUCAAUAUGACUGGCACUUCCGGUUAUAGUAGCAAUGAUAACGACAACCUUCGCAACUCUUUCGAAAACAACGAGGUCGUAAAACACUUCAGAAACACUAAAAAGCAUCAGAAACAUUUAGUCGCAAGUCUCGGCGUGGGUAAGAAGAGUUCAUCGAGAAUUCCUAAAUUUGGUCAAAUAUUCACGUCAACGAUAAUAACUGCAACAACUACGACAACCACCACGGUUACUACAAAAAGGUCCAGUUCCAAUGCUGCCACACACACAACUGGUGGAACGAACAAGUUCAAGGCUGGGUCGACCGCAACAACUUCCAGUAAGAUUCCAACGUUCAACAAAAGAUCUAGAGACAAACAUGUUACUCAGCAACAACAAAUGCAACAACUGCAACCAAAGCAGCAACACAACAACAGCAAAAUAAACGAUCUUGGAUCCGAUAUUUUGUCAUUGAAUGCCAAGUUAGAACGCUUGUUCGAGGUCUAUAAGAAAAUUGAAAAAAAAAAGUUGAAAAAAUUGCAGAGCAUUACUGUUGGAGACUUACCAACAGCAACGAAACCAAAAAAUAAAGUAACCUUUAAUGCUGAUUAUAAAUUAAACAAAAUCGACAGAAACCAAAUUUGGCAGGAAAAUAACAAAAGAAAGAUGCUGUUGAACGAUAAAAUUCAACGCAAGUUGCAGAUGCAAAGGAAAACGCAGCAGGAAAAACUGAAACAGUUUUUAAGACAGCAACAAAAACAGGAAUCAAGUGUUUUACUUCAACCAUUACAACAACAACAACAGCAGCAGCAACAACAGCAGCAGCAGCAGCAACAACAACAACGCCAUCAACAGCAGCUGCAGCAAAUUUCUCAAGAACAAAAACAUUCUAAAUUAAGAAAGCAAGAGCAAGAAACUAAUAGACCAAUAAUUCAAGAACAAAAAGAACAACAGAAAAAUCGACUUCAACGAACAGCUUUGCACAACUCUCUAUCCAGAUCCUUCAAUCAUGCCUUUUCAUCAAUCGGACCAUCAAGUUUGUUUAGAAAACCACCAGUUCCUCUUCCACAACAACAUUUCUUUCCCAUCAAUCCACCCCCACUAUCAUCAGCAGCAGCAUCAUCGUCUUCCUCUUCUUCCUCAUCUGUGGUCUCCAUCAAUAAGAUGCCGAACUUUAAAUGUCCUCAAAUAAAGAAAAAAACUUGUUCAUCCUCAUCAUCUCUCCUCCUAUCCAACAAAACAACUGCCUUCAAAAUUUUCAACAAAUCUGAAAAUGUCCAAGGUAAAGUGAAUUUGCUCGAAUUAAAUAAGCAAGACAAUAAGGAUGUUUUAUAUUUGAAAUCAAUCAAAUCAUGUGCUGCUAACAAAAAUACAAAACAUAAACAGAUGAGUAAAAAACAGUUCCUUCCAACUCAACACAACAACCAAAUUUCACAGCAACAACAACAGUUAAAAAAAAAUUAUCUACUACACCCAGAAUAUCAACAGAAAGAAAUUCAUCAACAACAAAGCCAUCAACAGCAGCCAGUGUUGGCAGGUGUUGGAUUUCUUGGAAACGAUUUAAUUUCAAAAUUUAAGAACAAAAAACAAAUUUCAGAUGUGGUCCAACCUAGACAACAUCAACAGCAUCAACAACAACAACUUCAACACCAACACCCUGAUCGUGAACGAGAACAACAACAACAACAACAAGAACAACGAGAUUCACAUCAGCCAGGCAACCAGUUCCACAACAGCUCACAGCAGCUGAUGCACCACGUACAACAGCUCCAAGAACUCCAACGACAACUGGUCAAGUCGAGGGAUAAAAUUGAAUAUUUGCAAGAAAACAAACACCUCCCCUUUGCUGAACAAUCACUGCACCAGGAGCUUCUCAAGUUAGAGAACUUUCAAGAACUCUUGAUCGAGUCACAAAAGCAGCUGGAAAAUAUUAGACUGGCUAGGUUGCGAGAGAUUUUGUCUCCUUUGGAACAACAACAGCAACAACAGAAAAAAUUGCAACAACAUCAGCAUCCACCACCACAUAGACAUCAACAACAACUUUUAUUCAAUCAACAUUAUAACCACCGCCAACAACAACAGCAGCAGCAACAACAACAACAGCACAAACAACAACAACACAACUCAUCUCCAAACAUUCACUCAUCAGAUCAUUCAAACCAAUCCGAAAAAAACCAGCGUUCAAUUUUUUCAGCUGCUAAACUCUUCAAGCAACCAGUCAAAAAGCUUCAACCAGUUUUUGUUUAA